Molecule: messenger RNA, 255 nt
Organism: Theileria orientalis strain Shintoku
Lineage: Eukaryota; Apicomplexa; Aconoidasida; Piroplasmida; Theileriidae
Exons: 3
Coding region: 1-255 (84 amino acids)
Cellular component (GO): mitochondrial large ribosomal subunit
Molecular function (GO): structural constituent of ribosome
Source: RefSeq, a predicted model, not a curated record
AUGUUUUUAUCCAUAUUGCUGCGUGCCAAGUACGGGCCAAGCAAGGGUCGCGGGCCUCUACUAGCUAAAUUCGCCCCGAUCGGUUUCAAAAAGGGAUUUGGAGCCGUUGGACUCGGCAGACACACAAAAAAAGGAUUCUUUCUGAUAAAUAAGAUGCUGGUUCCCAACCUCCACGUUCCCGAGGUGAUUAACGAGAAUAGGUACCCAUAUAUGAGCAAUGAAACAGGCAAAGUAGAGCUAGGAGUGGAGUCAUAA